Molecule: messenger RNA, 2910 nt
Organism: Pisolithus orientalis
Lineage: Eukaryota; Fungi; Basidiomycota; Agaricomycetes; Boletales; Pisolithaceae
Exons: 12
Coding region: 1-2910 (969 amino acids)
Source: RefSeq, a predicted model, not a curated record
AUGUCACGACUGCAGCCCAGCUCUUCUUCCGGUUCACCGUUGAGCGGCGGAGGUUCUGCCCAGGGCGAGUACUCCCCGACAGGCCAGCGCGGGGGUCAGAGGGCUUACCCAUCCUGGCUUCCCACGAGGCCACCCCCACCAGACCCCGGUUCGACGCUUCACUCAUCCAUCGGAAUGCCUGAAACAGGGUUGACCCCUACCGAGCCUUUUGCUGGUGGUCGCAAGCCUACUCCACGCUCAAUUCGUGUAGUAAGCCUUCAGGAUGCCCCCCAGACCGGUCGGGACCGCAGCGAGCCUGCAGAUCGAGCGCGCGCGAGCAACUCCCGCCAAGCUCGCGUUUGGUCUCGCGCCACCACUGCUGGGCUGGAUCCAACUCUCGUAUCUGCUGCCGUUGAUGCACAUGGUCGUAUACCUCGUCCCAGGUUUCGCUCCGUCGGCCUCCAUCCGGAACUGCUACGGAACCCAUCUAUCUUCGGUCGGAUUUACUUCUAUCUACUUCCUCUCCUCGCUUUCUACCACUUGCCGCUUCAAACAUUUUUUGACUUCAAUGCUGUAUAUAUGUUGUUGCAAGUAGCGAAGUACCCAAAUCCAGUAGCACCCGGCGUGUCAGGCUCUGGCAAGAAUUGGGCCCUUGGUGCAGCAGCGUACAUAGCUUGCUGGCUGGUUUGGAUUAUGGUCGUUUUUGUGCUAUAUGAGCUCGUCUACUCCUUCUACCGUCGUUGGCGUGUCAGGCGUCCGCUUAUCGUCCCACUUUACCUUUCCUCGUCCGGUUUCAAUUUCGUCAGCAUGACCUCAUACACCAACUUCUGCUUCAUGCAGUACAUUCGUUUCUCUGCCUUUUUCGGUGAAAACGGCAGUCUUCGCGACGGUCUUGCGGAAACGUUUUGGUUCUACUCCCAAAACUUACCUACCGUUGCACUCCUCCUGCCACGAGCUGGUCUUGUCCUUACCUUGCUAUUCGUGUUCUCGUACCCAAAUCCCGAAUAUGUCGCUAUGGCCGAAGCUGGCUUCAGUCCUCGAGAUAGGACUUUCUUCCGCGCGUCAGAUGGAACGCUGACAAGUUACGCCCGCGGCGUCCUUAUCGCCAACGCUGCUUGGACAGCUUGGCGUAUUCUCGUCUUGAUUAUCAGCUGGACCGGCCUGUGGAUCCUGAGUGGCCAGGGCUGCGCAGGAAUCUGUGGACCGCGUUACCGAUGGGAGGAGGAAGAACACGAAAAGACCAUGUCAACAAUCAGUGAUAGUGUCUCCGAUGGCGAUGCCUUACCCUGGGUUUGGAGAAUGUGUACGAGGCUACGUAUCCAAGAGGCGUACAACUUCUGUCUUACCGUGAAACCGUCCCGCUCGGAAGAAGGCGGGGAUGAAGGGAUGUUGGGCGUCUCCACCACCCCAGCAUUCGAUGUGGAACAAGUGUUGGCAGCUAUUGGCUUGCCGUCGGCCCCGACACCUGCACGACGUGCGCCAAUCUCCGGUGACUUCUUUGAACCAAAGAAAGGAGGAAUUGGGAUGGCCCCCACACCCCCACCGGAACUGUCCGACAUCAUUCCGAAGGUCGUCAGAAAGUCGUCGACAGAGCGGCCCGUUGCGGGUCCUUCAGCACCAUUAAUGAAGCUACCUUAUCCAUUUACGGGCUAUGGAGCGCAAGCCUCACCGAAGGAUCAGAUUCCCUUCCCGCCUUCACCAGGGUCAAGAAAGGAGAAACGCCGCUCACCGACUUCCAGUAGUGCCGGCCCGGAAAGCGAAGAGGAUGCAGAGGAAGAGGAGGGUGAGGAAGAUGAGGAAGAGGAAGACCCGCGCACCUCUGGUUCUUUGUCGAGUCUUGGUCAGCCGAUCAUGUCUCGGUAUCCGUUCCAGUUCCGUCGGCCUCACGGUCGCGGAGGAUCCGUGUCCUCUGGCCCUGCAACCCGUUCCACCCCGCAAUCUGAUGAGAUGCCGUCGUCGAAUACACGGUCCUCGCAUUCCCAGUCUACCCGUUCAACAGGUAACCAAGAGACGUCCUCUGAAUCCCCAAUGUCGCACGGGGUCGGCAGUUCUGUCAUGUCGAGUCCAGCCUCCGGACACGCAAGUGGUAGUCCGAUACCCAUGCCUCCACGGCACCCUCAACCUGGUAGAGGACGUGCUCGCGCUGGGACGGUGCCCACGUCGUACCUGUACCCUACGUCGCCUUCCCCUGUUAUAUCCUCCGGUCGUAACACCGAUAAUUUGGGGAGUGGUUACGAAGGAAGAGGAAGCCUGAACCCCAAGAUGAUGGAGCAACCUGAACCUGAAGGUCCCCAUGAGGCUGCAGAAGGCGAAGACAGUGUUGGUCUACUCGGCGUUAUGCCCCGCACUAGACGGAGACGGGGUCGCCGUGACUCACGUUCUAAUUCGCACUCUUCACAAUCGGAUUCUCAGUCCCGUUCAGCGUCAUCACGCUCGCGUGCGGGCUCGGCUGUGCGGUCACGGACACAGUCUCUCAUUCAGAGCUUGAGUGCUGCAUCUCGGUCCUCACUCGAUGUCGUGCAAGCCAUACGAUCACGGACAAGUUCGAUGGCACGUCUUGAGGAAGAUCCUGGACACAUUUCGGACUCUCGUUCGCAUUCCGGAAGUGCCGGAAGUGGUUCGGGCAGCGCGCGGAGCGCCACUGGAGAGCCACUGUCAUCGAGUCGACUGCGGCCAGCAUCUUCUACGCCAUCAAUAGCCACGACUUCGGCAUUCACUGCUCGCCCUGACGCUGGCCCACGGGAACAUAGUGGGGAGAGGAGUGGAAUCGCUAUUCCAGCCGGAAGAGGCGAGAGCCGACCAGAUAUCAGCACAGCAGCCCAGUCUUUCGUUACGGCUCCGACGACACUGGCAGGUACUGUGAUCAGUGACCAGGCACCCAGCUGGCCAGAAACCAUGGUGGACAAGCCACAAAUUGAAGAAUAUGACUGA